UACUGUGUGAGCUGUGAUUGGUCAAUGCUUGUCACAUGGUACAAGGCUGUUGUGAAUAGCCUUGUACCAUGUGAUCUCUGUGAUUAUUCACAGAUUUCACAUGCAGAUUUCGAAGUGACAUCUUGCUUAGUACUCUGGCCAAUCAGUGAUCACAUGAUCGGGACCUUGCCCAGAGGUCCCGUACGACGAUCGGUGUUCCACUGUGUCCGGAGGGCACAGCGGGCACCGGAUCGUGGUGCUGCGCGCUCCCAGGGAGCGCUGUUCCACUGUGUCCGGAGGAUCCCAGGGAGCGUGCACAAGCAGGGUGCGGGAAGGCCGUUUAUGAACGGCCACCCGACCCUGCACUGCCACCGUCCAGCCAUUUAUAUACAACGGCCGGACGGGAGGUGGUUA
This is a messenger RNA of Staurois parvus, 393 nucleotides long. The record is from the annotation of a GenBank genome assembly. NCBI's taxonomy places the organism in Eukaryota, Metazoa, Chordata, Amphibia, Anura, Ranidae.